Linum tenue is the source of this 6017-nucleotide messenger RNA. The record is from the annotation of a GenBank genome assembly. Lineage: Eukaryota; Viridiplantae; Streptophyta; Magnoliopsida; Malpighiales; Linaceae.
CUCGAAAGUCAGCUGCAUUUUCCCGUGAAUUUCAAUUUCAGUUUUUUUGCAUCUCUUCCGCUUUGUAAAAAAGAGACCUGAAAGAGAGGCGGAGAGAGAAAAGGACGCAAGGCAAGCGAAACUCUCUCUCUCAUCUGCUUCUUUGGCAUCUCUUCUCUCUUUCUGCUUCUCUGCUUAACCCUAUCGAAAGCGAGCAAGCAACGCUUUGUCUGUUUGCUCGAUGUAAGUAGAGAGCUUCCAGUUCUUUGCUUACUGCAGUCGAAAGUUAGGAACUUGAAACGUUGUCUUUCCUCACCUCCUCUCAGACUAUGGCGGAGAAGAAGCUCGAGGAGCAGCUGAAGGAAGUAGGAUCGAAGCUGGAGCCUCUUCCUUCCUCAAAGGAUGCGCUGGUUAAGCUAUUGAAGCAAGCUGCUUCAUGUCUUUGUGAGAUGGAUCAAUCACCAUCCCCUACAAUGUUGGAGUCCAUGCAGCAAUUUCUUACUGCAAUUGUGAAGCCAGAACUGCUGAUGCAUCAAGAUAGGGAUGCAAAGCUUCUAGUUGCUACUUGCAUUUGUGAAAUAACCCGGAUCACUGCACCUGUUGCUCCUUACAGUGAUGACGUUCUAAAGGAUAUAUUUCACUUGAUUGUGAGUACCUUUAGUGGAUUAAGUGAUACUGCUGGUGGCCCAUCAUUUGGGAGGAGAGUUGUCAUUUUGGAUACUGUUGCCAAAUACCGGUCCUUUGUUGUGAUGUUGGAUCUUGAAUGUGAUGAUCUCAUUAAAGAGAUGUUCACUACAUUUCUUGCUGUUGCCAGGGAUGACCAUCAAGAAAAUGUGCUUUCAUCUAUGCAAACAAUCAUGGUCGUUCUGAUAGAAGAAAGUGAAGAAAUUAAAGAGGAUCUGUUACUUGUAAUAUUAUCAGUUUUGGGACGUAACAGAAGUGACGUUUCUAAGGCUGCAAGAAGGCUUGCGAUGAAUAUCAUAGAGAAGUGUGCAGUAAAACUUGAAUCUGGUAUCAAACAGGUCCUGGUAUCGUUAAUGUCUGGAGAUAACAGGCUGUCAGAUAUUAAAAUUGACUACCAUGAAGUUGUCUAUGAUAUCUAUUGUAGUGCCCCUCAGAUAUUGUCAGGAGUUGUCCCUUACCUCACAGGAGAGUUGUUGAAUGAUCAGCUAGACACUCGUUUGAAAGCACUGGGGCUAGUUGGAGGUUUGUUUUCCUUGCCAGGGUCUACAAUCACUGAAACGUUUCAGCCAAUCUUUCUGGAAUUCUUGAAAAGGUUGACUGACAGGGUAGUUGAAGUUAGAAUGACUGUCCUAGAGCAUGUAAAAGGCUGUUUGCUUUCAAACCCUCUUCGUGCAGAGGCCCCUCAAAUUAUAUCUGCCUUAUGUGAACGAUUACUGGACUAUGAUGAGAACAUUAGAAAGCAAGUGGUUGAGGUGAUCUGUGAUGUGGCUUGUCAUGCCCCGGGUUCUGUUCCUUCUGAAACUAUGAAGCUUGUCGCUGAUCGUCUUCGGGACAAAUCUCUUACUGUUAAAAGAUGUACCAUGGAGAGAUUAGCUGAAUUCUUCAAGGUUUAUCACACGAAAUCUCCGGAUUGCUCCAUCACUUACCAUGAAUAUGAAUGGGUUCCUGGGAAGAUUUUGAGAUGCUUUUAUGAUAAAGAUUUUAGAUCAGAUGCAAUUGAGUAUGUUCUCUCUGUGUCUUUGUUUCCAAGUGAACUCUCUACAAUAGAUAGAGUUGUGCUGUGGUUGAGAAUCCUCUGUACCUUUGACAAAGUUGAGGUUAAAGCUCUCGAGAAAUUAAUGGAGCAAAAGCUAAGAGUACAGCAAGAGAUGCAGAGGUAUAUCUCUCUUAGGCUGAUGGAUCAGGAAGGUGAUGCACCUGAGAUCCAAAAGAAAAAACUGCUCUGCUUCCGGAUUAUGUCUCGUUCCUUUGCUGACCCUACUAACGUUGAGGAGAAUUUUUUGAUACUUGAUCAACUGAAAGAUGCAAAUAUCUGGAAGAUUUUAUCAUCCCUGCUUGAUGUAAAUACUAGCUUCCAACAAGCUUGCACUAGUCGGGAUGAUAUGCUAAAAAUACUUGGUGAAAAGCAUCGGCUCUAUGAUUUUCUCAGCAGCCUGUCUGUGAAGUGUUCAUAUUUACUUUUCAAUAAGGAGUACGUCAAAGUGAUUAUUUCGGAGGCCGGGGCACAUAAGUCUGCGGGGAACACAGAACUCACUCGCUCAUGCAUGGAUGUAUUGGUGAUGCUUGCACGUUUUGGGCCAUUGCUAUUUGGGGGUGCUGAAGAAGAAUUGAUAAGUUGCUUAAAGGAUGAAAACGAAAUAAUCAAAGAAGGUGCAUUACAUGUUUUGUCUAAGGCUGGUGGCACCAUCAAAGAACAACUUGCAGCGUCAUCAAGUUCUAUUGACCUCAUAUUGGAAAAGUUGUGCCUUGAAGGCAGUCGAAGGCAAGCAAAGUACGCGGUGCAUGCUCUUGCUGCAAUAACAAAGGAUGAUGGGCUCAAGUCCCUCUCUGUUCUAUACAAGAAGCUUGUUGGCAUGCUAGAAGAGAGGAUAAAUUUGCCUGCUGUUCUCCAGUCUCUGGGAUGCAUUGCGCAGACGGCCAUGCCAGUUUUUGAAACUAGAGAGACCGAAAUUCAAGAAUUCGUGAAAAGCAGAAUUCUGAAUUGCAAAAGUGCUUCCCCGUUGCCGCAACCAGGGGGUAAUGCAAAAGUUCGUUGGGAUGAUGUAACUGAAGCUAGCUUAAUGAAGAUAUAUGGACUCAAGGUUUUUGUCAAAAGCCACUUGCCUGUUAAAGAUUGGCACCUUCGUCCUGGUAUUGACGACCUUUUAGGAACAAUGAGGAACUUACUGCGACAUGGUGAAACAUCCCAGGAAACAGAAUCAAGCUUGGUCGAUAAGGCACAUCUGAGGCUUGCUGCUGCAAAGGCAGUUCUUCGUCUGUCGAAGCACUGGGAUCAUAAGAUUCCUACUGAUAUCUUCCACUUGACUUUGAGAGUAGCCGAGAGUUCUUUCCCAGAAGCUAGGAAAAUCUUUCUUAGCAAAGUUCAUCAAUAUAUAAAGGACCGCCUUGUUGAUGCAAAAUAUGCUUGUGCGUUCUUGUUGAAUCCGAUAGAAUCUGAGCAGCUUGAUUUUGAAGAGGAAAAGCAAAACCUUGUUGAUAUUAUUCAAAUGCAUUUGCAAGCAAAGGCACGGCAAGUGUCCUUACAAAAUGAUGCAAGUCCCUUGACAGCUUUUCCUGAAUACAUUCUGCCACACGUGGUCCAUUCACUUGCCCAUAUAUCUUGUCCUGAUGUAGAUGAAUGCAAAGAAGUUAAAGCAUUUGAGCCAAUAUACCGGCAACUAUACUUGUUUCUUUCUUUGCUGAUGCAUAAAGAGGAAGAAGCCAAGUCAGAGACUGGGACCAAGGAGAAGGAGAAUGUUUCUGUGAUUGCUUCUUUGUUUAAGGCGAUUAAGGGCUCAGAAGAUAUUGUGGAUAUGGCAAAAACAAAGAAUUCACAUGCUGUUUGUGAACUUGGGUUGAUGAUCGUCAAGCGCUUGGCUUCCAAAGAGGAUGACGUACAGGUGUUGGCUUCGCCUGUUACCCUGCCUUCAUUGCUGUACAAACCAUAUGAGAAGAAAGAAGAUGGCUCUCAGGCAGAUGAAGAGAAGACAUGGUUGGCUGAUGAGAGUGUCAUAACUCAUUUUCAGUCACUUGAGUUAGAAACCAGUCAAACAAAACUGGUUCCAGCCCCAGCUACCACUGAGGAGGAAGUUAAAAAAGACAGCAACAUAGAAGAAAAUGAAGAGCCACUUGGUGAGAUGUUAAAACAUUUGAAGGGUAAGGGAGCAAAAAGUGGGAGGGCUAAGAAAGAGAAGUCUUCAUCAGCUAAAGCCAAAAGCAUUGAGAAUGAUUUUGAUAUUUUGAGUAUGGUACGGGAAAUAAAUAUGGAUGCUGUGGUACCAUCUGGUAAGUUUGAGUCAAGCAACGGUCAUGAGCGUGCUCCAAUUGAGAAGAAGAAAUCACUAUCAGAACAAAAAGGGGAGAAGAGAAAGGCACUUGAGGUAGAAUCUGUCCCAGUACCUAAGCGCAGGAGGUCAGCGGCUGUUAGAUUAUCCCAGAGUCCAAUGAAGACUCCUUCUAGAGCUUUAGUGGAAGACUCAAGCCCUGAUUUUAAGAACAUAGUUUCUUUUCCAAGAAAGAUGGGUAAAAGCGGGGACUCUGACUUUUUGGUAUCAUGCGUUAGAAAGAGCAGAAAUUCGACACCAAAGAAGGAAUUCAAAAAGGCUGAUAAGGAUGACAGUGGUAGCGAGAAUGAAGCUAAAGAUUCUGAUGAAGAAAAUCUGACGAGCCCAAGCUGUCAUGCAGAGGCUGGUAAGAACAAGAAAGCAGAUAAUACAAAGUCACCGACUGGAUCUGUGAAGAAUCGGAAAAGAAAAAGUUCUUCAGGAUUGGUGAAGUUUGCAAAGAAGAAGAAUGGAGUGGACUUCGACGAAUUGAUUGGUUAUAGAAUAAAGAUCUGGUGGCCAAUGGAUAAGAAAUUUUAUGCAGGCACGGUCAAGUCUUACGACCCUUUAAAGGGGAAGCAUGUGAUUCUAUAUGAUGAUGGUGAUAUCGAAGUUCUUCGUUUAGAUAGGGAGCGUUGGGAACUGAUUGACAAGGGCAGAAAUACUGCAAAGAAGUUGAGUUCAUCUAAGCGUGCCCCUUCUAAGGAAGAGUCGCCCAGACCGAAGAAAAGGAGUAGAGGUAGUUCACAGCAGAACAAGAAGACCUCCACAAAGAUAACUAAGGGCAAAAGAACACCAAAGAAAAACUCCAAACAAGUCCAGAACGAGCUAGAAAAGAGCGAGCAUUCUGAUGUGUCUAAGCCAGAACUUGCCCAGCCAUCUGAUGACGAAGAAACAAAAUCUGAUGACUCUCAAGUUGAACGCAAGGAUGAAAAAACACUGUCUCUUACAGGGGACGAGGAAUCCGACAAAGAAAAUAUGUCAACUUCCCCUGUUAUACACUCAGCGGAUGAUGAAGUGGAGAAUAAGUCCAACCAUUCUGACGAUGAUGGAGAAGGUGCACAAAGCCUUGAAGUCAAAGAUUCUGAUGAUAUCGAAAGUGAAAAGCACAAAGAAGUGAAUAAUGAUUCUGGCAAGGAGGACAGUAUGAAACAUGAAGAGGAGAAAAGUGAUUCUGACGUGGAAGAAUCUCAUUCAGAAGAGGAGAAGAAGGGAGGAGAUCAGUCAGAUGAAGGAGAGGAAUCAGGUUCAGAAGAGAGUGAAGAUUCUGGCCAUGUCGACAUGGAUCAAACCGAUCCAAAAAUUCCUGAACUCUCGGAUGAUGAGCCUCUUAGCUUGUGGAAGGAUAAGGUUAGGAAAAAGCCUGCGUCAAAGCCAGCAAGCUGAAACAGGAGAAGCAUGGAAGGGUUAUUGACCUGAGCAAAGUGAACAGUCCGUGCUUUGCUUCAGUAAGUUGGUUGGUUGUUGUACCUUAGCUGGUGGUGGUGUAGAUGGUGGAUGAAGAAACGAGAGCCAAGAAAACAGAUGUAAAGAAGAGAGUGAUAAACUUACUAGGGAGGUUUCGUCUCGUCGGUUUACCAGAUGAUAAGAAAACUGUAAAGUAAAAUUUACUAAUUAGGGCAUCCCUCACCUAGCUUACAUAGAGAUUUUAGUGCCCGCUCCCCUCCCCCUGUAAUUUACCCCAGGUUAGCCAGCUGUGCAGUCAAUCAUCCUCAUCGUUGUAGUCUUUGUAAGGAUGUCCUUGUCGUCGUGGUUGUUUUCAUCUUUGUUAAUGUGUAACUUAGCUGGUAAUUUCUUAACUCUGUUUGGUUGCUGUUGUUCAUGGAAAUGAUGAAUGGUGUAGUAUUUGUUGUAGUAGGCGUUUGAUUUUGUACAGCAACAGUUGAGGGAUGCCACAAUGCUGUUCCUCCGUACAUUAUUCUUAGUGUAAAAGUAUUUGUGUUUGAUUUCUGCAAGCAGCUGUAAGAGCAAGUGAAAUUUCUGGGUUUUGGUUAUCAUAAUAUGCUGUUGAAUCGAGCUGAUUAAUGGGGUUGCCAUACAGGCUAAGUACAU